AUGGCUGUUCUCGUCACGGGUGCUGCUGGGUUCGUCGGAUCUGCCGUAUCCCUCGCCCUGCUCGCACGCGGUGAACAAGUAAUCGGCAUCGACAAUAUCAAUGAUUACUACGAUCCGCAGCUAAAACGAGACCGACUCGCCCGUUUAGUGGAAGCUGGUGGCUCUCGCUUCGAUUUCCAACAAGUCGACUUUGCUGACCACGAGGCGCUUGAAGCCGCUCUCGCCUCGAAAACGUUUGAUCGAAUAGUUCAUCUCGGCGCACAGGCCGGUGUGCGACACUCCAUAAACGACCCGAGAGCCUACCUCAUGUCGAAUGUCGCUGGUCAUCUCAAUCUGCUAGAGGUUGCACGCCAUCGACAAGUCAAGCACAUGGUCUAUGCCCCUUCCUCUUCUGUUUACGGCGGCAAUACGACAGUUCCAUUUAGCGUUGAUCAUCGUGUUGAUUCACCGCUGUCCCUGUACGCAGCUACCAAAAAAGCAGAUGAGCUAAUGAGUGAGGCGUACUCCAAUCUUUACCAGCUGCCUCUCACGGGCCUUCGAUUCUUUACUGUAUACGGCCCAUGGGGUCGGCCAGAUAUGGCAGUGUGGCUCUUCACCAAAGCUAUCCUCGAGGGUACACCUAUCGAUGUCUUUGGCGAGGGGAACAUGCGCCGCGACUUUACUUAUAUUGAUGAUGCUGUGUCAGGCAUCAUUCUCUCUCUCGACAACCCGCCAAAGGUGGACGGCAAAACAAAGCCCGGGGGCAGCACCAACCCUCAUCGGAUAUAUAAUAUCGGCAAUAGACGCUCUGAGGAACUCGGGUAUCUUAUUAGACUUAUAGAAAAGGCGUGUAACCAUCCGGCAAAGCUGCGCCUGCUUCCGAUGCAACCUGGCGAUGUGCGUGAUACAUUUGCGGAUCUCGGUGGUAUACAAGACGAUAUUGGCUUCAAAACUACCGUAGAUCUCGCAGAGGGUGUAUCCAGUUUUGUGGAGUGGUACCGUGCUUAUCAUGGCAUAUGA
Messenger RNA from [Torrubiella] hemipterigena, 999 nucleotides. The record is from the annotation of a GenBank genome assembly. Lineage: Eukaryota; Fungi; Ascomycota; Sordariomycetes; Hypocreales; Clavicipitaceae.